Molecule: messenger RNA, 2007 nt
Organism: Oncorhynchus tshawytscha (Chinook salmon)
Lineage: Eukaryota; Metazoa; Chordata; Actinopteri; Salmoniformes; Salmonidae
Product: netrin receptor UNC5C
Exons: 10
Coding region: 111-1643 (510 amino acids)
Biological process (GO): netrin-activated signaling pathway
Cellular component (GO): membrane
Molecular function (GO): netrin receptor activity; protein binding
Source: RefSeq, a predicted model, not a curated record
UAUAUCAGAAGUCCUCUGAAUUCAACAAAGACAAGAUUGAUUUGGGAUAUCCAUCUGCCCCACGUACAGAUGAUGUGGCACUGUACGUAGGCGUCGUCAUCGCUGUGAUCAUGUGUCUGGUCAUCUCCGUCAUCGUGGCGCUGUUCGUCUACAGGAAGCACCAUCGCGACUUUGACUCUGAUAUCAUAGACACCUCGGCCCUCUACGAGGGUUUCCAGCCCGUCAGCAUCAAGACGGCUCGAACAGCUGACCUUCUGACAACACCCCCUGACCUGACCUCUGCUGCCGCCAUGUACCGCGGUCCGGUCUACGCCCUCCAUGACGUCGCAGACAAGAUUCCCAUGACCAACUCCCCCCUCUUGGACCCCCUGCCCAACCUGAAGAUCAAGGUGUACAACUCCUCUGGUCUGGUCACCCCCUCUGAGGACCUGUCUGAAUUCUCCUCCAAGCUGUCCCCUAAGCUGCCCCACUGCCUGCUGGAUGGGGACACCAUGGGGAGGAGGACCCAGACCCAGACCCUGCUCCGUACCGGCACCAGGGACCCCUCCUGUACCGCUCUGGGCUCCUUCAACUCCAUGGGUGGACACCUCAUUGUCCCCAACUCAGGGGUGAGUCUCCUAGUCCCAGCGGGGGCUGUCCCACAGGGUAGAGUGUAUGAGAUGUACGUGACUGUUCACAGGAAGGACAGCAUGAGACCCCCAGUCGAUGACUGCCAGACAGUGCUGAGUUCAGUGGUGAGCUGUGGCCCCCCAGGGGCCCUCCUGACUCGCCCAGUCAUCAUCACCAUGCACCACUGUGCUGAGGCCGAUAGUGAUUCAGCCGAGGAUUGGCUGAUCCAGCUCAAGAGCCAAUCACAGCAGGCCCAGUGGGAGGAGGUGGUGGUGGUAGGAGAGGAGAACUUCACCACUCCCUGUUACAUCCAGAUGGAUGAGGAGGCAUGUCACAUCCUGACAGAGACCCUAGGGACAUACUGCCUGGUGGGCCAGUCCUGCAGCGCGGCCACCACCAAGAGACUGAAACUGGCCAUCUUCGGCCCCGUCACCUGCCCCGCCCUUGAGUACCACAUUAGAGUUUACUGCCUGGAUGACACACAGGACUCAUUCAAAGAGGUUUUGCAGAUGGAGAAACAGAUGGGAGGGAAACUCCUGGACGAACCAAAGACACUCAACUUCAAGGACAGCACCCACAACCUGCGACUGUCCAUCCACGAUGUCCCACACACACUGUGGAAAAGCAAGCUACUAGCCAAGUACCAGGAGUUGUCAUUCCAGCAGGUGUGGUCUGGGUCCCAGAGGAACCUCCACUGUACUUUCACCCUGGAGAGGUUCUGUCCCAGCACCGUCAACCUGGCCUGUAAGCUGUGUGUUCGACAGGUGGAGGGGGAGGGGCAGAUCUUCCAGCUCGACACCACCCUCUCAGAGGACACCCAGAGUAUUGACACGUCUCUGCUGGACCCAGCCAGUAACAUCACAACCCUGGUGGGGCCCAAUGCCUUCCGCAUUCCCCUCUCCAUCAGACAGAAGCUCUGUGGCAGCCUGGACGCCCCACAGAACCGAGGAAACGACUGGAGGAUGCUGGCACACAAACUGAACCUGGACAGGUAUUUGAAUUACUUUGCCACUAAAUCCAGUCCUACGGGGUGAUUCUGGACCUUUGGGAGGCCCAACACUUCCCUGACGGGAACCUCGGCCGCCUGGCUGCCGUGCUGGAGGAGAUGGGUCGCCAUGAGAACCUCGUGCUCAUGGCAACAGACCACUGACACCCGUCCUUCAAAGAACAGGAAGUUCCAGGGAGGAGUAAGAGAUGAGUCACAGAGAAAGGUUGAGAGAGAGGAACACAGGACAGGCAGAAAUACAGGACAGGCAGAGCAAGACCUCUCUUCCAUCAGAGAACACACAUCCAUAGAGACACACACACAAACAUACACUGAACAAAAAUAUAAACGCAACAUGCAACAAUUUCAUAGGUUUUGUGAGUUACAGUUCAUAUGAGGAAAUCAGUCAAUUG